AUGGUACCGACACUCAACGUUGACAACCGUGGCAAUGGAUCGGCUGUUGAAUUCUUCUCUCACGCCAUGUUCACUCACGGCGCUGAUGGCGAAUAUCGAUGGCCUGACGUACGAUACUCAGGCAUUGGAAAACGAACAAUUCUCGAAGUUUUCUCUGCCCCAAGUUUGCGUUGCCAAGAAACCACGUCGAACCCAGAUCUCGAAGAACAAGUCUUUACGUACUACAGCAAGGAAAACAAACUGGAAGGUGCUGGAUCGGAGUGGGUGGCAGAUUCUGCAGAGUUCAUGGCGGCGCCGUACCCGUCCGGAGGUCAAUUUCUCUUUGAUCUAAGCUACCGGAGCCGUGAUACCAACAACAUGGCUCACAUGAGCUGCACAACUUUGGAUUCAACUUAUACGGCGUACGUCAAGUACAUGGACUGGAUACAGACGGUGACCGUUGACAUCACGGAAGGGCAGCCACUAAACGCUUCGGCGAUAGGUCGUUCUAAUCUGUUCUAUGAUGUCAUGCAAUCUGUUCCCACUGAGACGGGUUUCGCAUAUUCAGAUUCUACAUUCUAUAACUUUACAACCGAGGAGCUGUUCGAUAUGUAUCAUGGAAGUCAACUACGUACCAUUAGAGAUACCCUGGUCCGAGCUUUGAGUGGUGCUAUCUCAGCAUUCGGUACGGAGGGCUACUUUACAAUCAACACCCUCAUACAGGAGACUAAACUCGCAUAUCCGGUGUACAAACCGGAGAUAUACACCUUCUCCGACAUCUUUUUUGAUCUUUCGCCGUCUGUGAUCGAGGAUUUCAUGAAGAAUGUCACCAUAUCCAUGCUCAACGACUCCGAAGAUAAGAUCUCGACAGUCAUAACAGCCUCCAACUACAGAUCAGCUUACGUGUUCAAAGAUAGGAUCAGGCUCGUCGGUGCAUAUGGUGGCGCUCUCAUUGCUUGCUUAGCAUUUCUACUGCUCGGUUUCGGUGCACUGCUUCAAAAUGGCACAUCGGCGUCUUCUGGCGGCUUCCUUCAAAUCAUGUGCACUACAACACAUGGCGAUGGCACCAUGAAUAAGCUCGCGAAGGGGGCAAGUCUUGGGGGCGACGUUGGAGUACCAAUGGACCUAAAGAAUCUGAAUGUAAGAUUCGGGGUUGUCACUGGAAGGGCUGGCGAGACAAGGCACGCAGCGUUUGGGACUGUAGAGGAUACAGAGCCCCUGGUAAAGGGCUUGUGA
This is a messenger RNA of Alternaria postmessia, 1215 nucleotides long. RefSeq lists its product as uncharacterized. NCBI's taxonomy places the organism in Eukaryota, Fungi, Ascomycota, Dothideomycetes, Pleosporales, Pleosporaceae. The coding region runs from base 1 to 1215 and encodes 404 amino acids. The transcript has 4 exons. The record is from RefSeq and is a predicted model, not a curated record.